UUCUCCCACAGCUUGUUGCUAUACAAACCACUUCCCCCAUCUGGGACUUAUGGGACCCUCCUCUUUUGUCUUCAGAUGAUCCCAUGCUCAUGAUCCACCUGUAUGACCCUUUCUUUACGCAGGGAGCCCAUGCAUUCAGUCUGCUUUUGUACUGGCAGGAAAUGGUAUUUUAGUGCAAUCCGGUGCCCCCUCCUAAGCGAUUACAGCUGAGGCCAGUGAGUGACAGGCUGUGUAACUAUGCCUGGGGAAGAUGAGGAUGCGCUGAGGGAACUGAGCGAGGUUCUGCCGCAAGAAGUGAGCUCCCUUUUCUCUGAAACCUACACAGAGGAAAGCCACUACGUGUUCUGCGGUCAGGAACUGCGUAUUACCCAGCACUAUGGCGCCAACCUCGGGGUGGCAGCGCCCGUGUGGGACGCAGCAUUGGAACUUUGUGGUUAUUUUGAAGAACAGAAACUAAAUUUUAAGGAGAAAAAAGUUCUUGAACUUGGUGCUGGAACUGGUAUUGUGGGCAUUCUGGCUUCCUUGCUGGGUGGCCAGGUUACGCUCACAGAUCUCCCACAUGCUCUGCCGCAAAUAAACAAAAAUGUCUCUGCAAACAUUCCUUUAAGCAAUGCCCCUAAUGUCUGUGCUCUGUCAUGGGGUGUCGACCAAGAGCAAUUCCCUCAGGACUACGACUUCAUCCUAGGAGCUGACAUUGUGUAUCUGAAGGCGACCUAUCCGCUCCUUAUCCAAACAUUACAGUUUCUUUGUGGACCUCACACUACUGUCCUCUUAUCCUCUAAGAUGCGUCAGGAGCAUGGCACGGUAGCUUUCUUCCAAGACAUGUUACCUAAAUAUUUUAUCUCAGAACUUGUUAAGAGAAAUGAAGAUAAGAAUAUAAAUAUAUACAAAGUGACACAAUGUUAUAACUGAGAACAACAGGGUUUCUAUGAUGUAUAAUGUAUUUCUUAUGGUGAAAGAUGGAUGCUCAAUGUUUACAAAGCAGAGUUGCAUUUGCCUUAAGUCAGAUUUUCUGCAAGUAACCUGCACUCUUAAAAUAUUUUUUGGAAUACAUCAAAUAUAUAUAUUUUUUAUAAAUGUUACAGAAGGCAUGUAUUGUUUGAUAUUGCUGCUGUUAAACUUGCAUUUUCUACAUAAAAAUAAAACUAAUUUUAUUUGG
Molecule: messenger RNA, 1159 nt
Organism: Bombina bombina (fire-bellied toad)
Lineage: Eukaryota; Metazoa; Chordata; Amphibia; Anura; Bombinatoridae
Gene: EEF1AKMT3
Product: EEF1A lysine methyltransferase 3
Exons: 3
Coding region: 238-912 (224 amino acids)
Biological process (GO): peptidyl-lysine methylation
Cellular component (GO): cytoplasm; cytosol
Molecular function (GO): protein-lysine N-methyltransferase activity
Source: RefSeq, a predicted model, not a curated record